CUGAAGUUUUGUACAAGAUAUACGCACCAUGAAAUCCAUCAUGGAGUGGACAACAGGGUCCAGCCAGCCUCCAUGCAUGGCCCAAUUCAGUUUUGAUGAAAACUCUAUUUUCACCGUCGACCAUGGUGGACAGGUAAACAACAGAGAGCUGAACUGAAAUCCAGUUUUCAAUACAAUUAAUCAUGCUUGCUUGAUAAAGAUGGCGCAAUGGUCCAUGCACAAACCCGGUGUGAAUCUCAACAGUAUUCGUCUCGAAGGCUUCCCACCGCCACCUCCAUUUUCGCCACCCAAACCAUUCAGUUCACCUAAACCACCUUCUCCUUCCGAGCCACCUCGCCCAACCUCUAACCCAUCUACUUCCUCCCUUUCCAAAUUAUCCAUCUCAUCAGGACGAUCCGGUCGAUUCUCCAGCAUUGCUAUCAAUGACAAUGUCACCCAGUCUCUUUUGUCCAUGGCAGCAAGAGCUCAGUUAGUGGCUUUCAGCGCCGACACUGAGUACAUUUUUUGCGCAGCUACAGUACCCGAUUCACCGGCCUCCGUCUCUUCCUCGUCUUCUGUGGUUACCGAUCCCACAGUAUCCGAAAGCGUCAACAACAACAACCGUGCAACCCAUGGAACUAUAUACCAUAUCCCGAAUGAAAAACCCGCCCUGAAACUAGUUCAACAGCCAUUCUAUCAAAGAAUCACCGCCGUGGAUUGGACCACUUCAUCCAAUGCCUGCCUGGUGGGCAGUAUUGACGGAAGUGUCAAGGUCACCAGCCUUAUCAAAAUAUGAUAGAUUCCGUCAUUUUGAAAAUAAUUUGAUUGCACUUUUUUUUUUGCAGCUUCUUGAUCCUUCGAAUACCAUUUUUUCAUUUGGAUGCUUUUUUCAACUUGGUUUGUUAAAAAAAGCCCAAGACAAUAACUGUGCAAUGUUGAUUAGUGGCUAGUUAAUGGAUAUCCUGUUUUUUACUCGCGACAUUUAUGCUCAUCUUGCAAAGGGGAACGGUCCUUCGUUACUGCGCGAAC
Messenger RNA from Radiomyces spectabilis, 1008 nucleotides. RefSeq lists its product as uncharacterized. NCBI's taxonomy places the organism in Eukaryota, Fungi, Mucoromycota, Mucoromycetes, Mucorales, Radiomycetaceae. The record is from RefSeq and is a predicted model, not a curated record. The transcript has a single exon. Bases 200 to 775 code for a protein of 191 amino acids.